AUUAAUACAAAUUCUCUCAAUUUUCCUACCCUCUUCUUCCCUCAAACUCUCUAUAUCUCCUCUUCUCUUCUAUUCCUCUCUAUUCCUUUCGGUUCACUUCCCAGAUCAUUACAAAUGGUAUCAGAACUCGUCUUUCCUGCGUCUCAAAUGGUGAAUUCGAAUAACCCGGAGCCCUUAUCCAUGGAGGCUAGAGUGUGUAAGCUAGAGGCUCAGGUGGUUGAAUUGGGCAUCGAAAUUGGUACACAAUCUCAUGCAACGGAAGAUUUGGUGAAGAAAUUAAGUGUUAAGAUCUCUAAUUUCAGAGAGGAGAUGUUCAAUUUUAGAGAUGAGUUGCUAGAGGCUAUGGGGCUUGACAGAUCUGCUUCUCCAAUGAUGAAUCCAGUACAGAGAAGGUCCACAGUCCAGAUACCUUCAAUUGUGAAUCCAAUACAGAGAAGCUCCACAGUCCAGGUACCUUCAAUAGCUCCCCAGCAAGAUCAGUUCUCUCCACCAAUGCUGCAACUUGAGGUUAGCAGAGACAAACCGAUUCCUCUAGUUCCGGAUGAAGAAUUAGGAAUCCCGCCGGAGAUUCAGAAGCGGUGAAGAUGAACCUAGGAGUUGAGGUAAUCAAUUGUGUUUCUCCUCAUUUGGUUCCUAAUGACACGCAUAAAAAUAGUCUACUAUCUCCUGAAGAAAUUUAUGUUGAAAUUUCUGCUCAAAAUGUGGUAUGCAUAAUGUGAUGAACUGUGAUGAAAUUGUUGGGCUGGAUUAUGAGAUUUUAGGUGGAAAGUUUUCAGGAAUGGACAUUGAUUUUGCACCUAUGGUAGGAAUGGUUUCAACUACUAUGGGGCUAGUGGUGAAGGUUGAUGUGAAAUCGUAUGUCGUACAUGUUGAUCCUAAAAUGCCAAUGUAUUAUGAAACUUAUAAUUGUGUUGAAUCUGUUGGAAUGGAUUAUGUGUGUUGGGUUAAAAAAUUUUCAAGGAUGAAUAUUGAUUUUGCCUUUCUUGUAAGAAUUGUUUUAACUAGUAUGAGGUGGGUGCUGCAAGUUGAAGUGGGACUGGAUGUCUUCUAUAGCAGUCCUAAAAUGCCAAGGUGCAGUGAAUUUAAUUUUGAUCCAGGUGGAAUUCUGCAGUGCAUGUCGAGGCCAAAGAGUACUGCUGCUGACGAUUUCGAGAGGCAUUUGCAGAUGAAGUACGGGCUUAUAGAGGUAACUAGCCUUGUUCAUAUUGAGCUCUAUAGCUUACGAUACUAUCCCUUGAUUUUGGAUGAGUUUAAUGAUACACUAGUGAGGAUGUUGCUUCUUGUUUAUGUGAUAUCAUCUGCUUUGACUAGGUAUGAUGGAGACAAAGGUGGUGGAAAAAGGUUUAAUGAGUUUGAAGGGUCUUUGAGUACAUUUAUUGGUGUACUUUGUGCUCUUAUUUGGACGAUUAGUUUGAAGUACUUCCAAUAGAACAGUAAAGUGUUUGUUAAAUAUGUAGCAGGGCUUCAAAAUAGAAAUACACUGCAUAAAGCUUCUAAUGGUCUAGUGUGGCAGAGGGUGAACAAUAAUUUUGCUUCUAAUUUGGAAAUAAAUGAAAGGGGUGAGCUAGUGUCACUGUUUAAUAUAUCACCCAAUGUCAUGAAUACGUAUGCAAAGCUUGUUAUUGGUGUAGUAUCAUUUGUUUUAGCUUCGUAUGAUGGAGACAAAGGAGGUGAGGAAAAGCUCAAUGACUUCAAUUUGGAGAGUCUUUGACUGCAAUUAUUGGAGUAAUCUGUGCUGUGGUUUGGACGAUUAAUGUGAAAUACUUUCUCUCUUGGGAGUUUGUGGAUGGAUGGCUUAGGAAUUUUGAGAAGUGCACUUAUUACUUUGAAAUUGUUGUUGCUGGGCUGCUAAGAAUGCUCUUGUUUGCAAAUUGCCCAAUGCUGAAAUGCUAGGUUGUACAUCAAUGGCUACCAAUUAGAUAUCAAUGGCUAAACUAGUUACCUUGAGUUCCAAGGCAAACAUUCUAAACUCAUCCAAUGUUAAGAGGUAACAUAUGAUUCUUUCGAGGGAAAACCACAAGAUUGGUCAUUAGUGAUGAUGGAUUUUAAUCUUCAAAUAAAUUGCAACGAUUACAGCUAUCUGCAAAGAUACUAAAAGUGGAAAAUUAGAGUAUUUUAUGAUCCCAGGAAUGCCUUCUCAGACAGCAUUGAAGUGCAUUCAAUGUCCAUUGCUGAUCCUUGGGGACAAGGAUCUGUUAGAGGGGAAGGUACUGUAACACCCCCGGCUCCUUAGUAGACUGAAUUUAGGAUUUCGUGAUUCAAA
Messenger RNA from Ipomoea triloba (trilobed morning glory), 2263 nucleotides. RefSeq lists its product as uncharacterized. The record is from RefSeq and is a predicted model, not a curated record. NCBI's taxonomy places the organism in Eukaryota, Viridiplantae, Streptophyta, Magnoliopsida, Solanales, Convolvulaceae. The coding region runs from base 707 to 1429 and encodes 240 amino acids. The transcript is spliced from 2 exons.